AGCUCGGUGGAGUCCGAGUACAUGGCACUCUUCCGUGCCAUAAGAGAGGUUGUGUGGCAGCGGCGUUUGCUAGCUGAAUUGGGGGAGGAGCAGCAAGGACCUACCCCACUCUACUGUGAUAGCCAGGGUGCUAUUGCAUUGGCUAAGAACCCCGUUCUUCAUGGCCUUACCAAGCACAUGAAGGUGAAGUGGCAUUGGGUGAGGAGCAUGGUAACCGCGGGUGAAGUGGAGUUGCACUACGUGAAGACGACGGCGCAGCCUGCUGAUAUGAUGACCAAGAGGCUGGUUGAGCAGCAGCAUUGGAAGUGUUGCAAGCUUGAUGGGAUGGCUCUGAACUAAGGGGAGCAGAUUCUAAGGCCAACAAUCCAAGGGGGAGUUUGUUGGUGCAACCUUAUGGCUUGCACUCGGCUUGUCGUCCUUGUUUGUGUGUGUGCAUGCAUGGCAUGGAAUGAAUUGUGAGUCUAUGUCAUUGCUAUCCAGUGCUUUUGUGUGUGUUUGAAUGGUGUAUCACAAUGUGGUUUGUGU
This is a messenger RNA of Closterium sp. NIES-67, 525 nucleotides long. Lineage: Eukaryota; Viridiplantae; Streptophyta; Zygnematophyceae; Desmidiales; Closteriaceae. The record is from the annotation of a GenBank genome assembly.